AUGACAGAAUCGUUUCAAAAGUGGAUUCUUUCUGAAGAUGAAUUGAGGCCUUUCUUCAACAGUGCAUCUUAUGGAAAAGAAAGUGGUUGGGUAGAUCCCUUCUCAUUCGACGAGGCAUGGUUGCCGACGGAUCUUCCUCUCCCUCUGAUGCGACCAGCUAUUGGGGCCUUGACGAAGGAUGGACAAGUCAAAUACCUCAUGCCGGCACUGGAUAUGUGUGUGCAGGCGGGAGGGAAACUUUGGUGGAAUCGAGGCAUCAACUCAGUCCCACUUGCUAAGAGAUGGCUGGAUGUGAAUUGUGCUGAUCUAAGUCGCAUGUCAAUCCAAGCUUUCUGCCAAGGCGGGUAUGAAGAUGCAAAACGAGCUGUAAAGGAGCUGGGCGAUGAUCACCCUGAUAACGAACUUGGACCCUGGAAAAAGUUGUGGGAAGCGCCGGCAGCGAAAGGAAUAGUAGAGCUUGUUGAAACCCUCUCCGAUGACAAAGGUGCAUGUGUAGAGAAAGGGUAUCAUAUCAUCGUCAUCCCAUUGCCCGAAGAGCCUUUGCGCGAAGCUCCUGAUGCUGGAAAUAGACUUCGCUUAUGUUUGUCUGCGGCAGGAGCUAUAGACCCGUUGCAGGAUGGAAUAGAAACGACAUACUCAGAGUUGAAUGUGCUCUUCCGAGCAACCAUGCCAGGGAAUGAAUCUGAACAUAUGCCACAAGUGUACAAAGAACUUUUCAACCUUGCGGGCUCAUGA
Guillardia theta CCMP2712 is the source of this 735-nucleotide messenger RNA. RefSeq lists its product as hypothetical. The record is from RefSeq and is a predicted model, not a curated record. The transcript is spliced from 2 exons. Lineage: Eukaryota; Cryptophyceae; Pyrenomonadales; Geminigeraceae. The coding region runs from base 1 to 735 and encodes 244 amino acids.